AUGGUCCAAUUCAAGGCAGCCACUCUGGCUCUUCUCUUUGCUGGUCAAGCCCUUUCCGGACCCGUUGAAUCUCGACAGUCCUCUGUGAGCAUUGAUGCCAAGUUCAAGGCUCACGGAAAGAAGUAUCUCGGAAAUAUUGGUGACCAGACCACAUUGACCAAAAACGCAAAGACGCCCGCAAUCAUCAAGGCCAAUUUCGGUCAAGUGACUCCCGAGAACAGCAUGAAGUGGGAUGCUACUGAGCCAAACCGGGGCCAAUUCUCUUUCACUGGAUCGGACUAUCUGGUCGACUUUGCAGAGUCCAAUGGAAAGCUGAUUCGUGGCCAUACUCUGGUGUGGCACUCGCAGCUCCCGUCUUGGGUGUCUUCCAUCACAGAUAGAGCAACCUUGAUCGAUGUCCUGAAGAAUCACAUUACCACUGUGAUGAACCGUUACAAGGGCAAGAUCUACGCCUGGGACGUUGUCAACGAAAUCUUCAACGAGGAUGGCUCUCUACGCGACAGCGUCUUCUACAAUGUAAUUGGAGAAGACUUUGUACGGAUCGCCUUCGAAACAGCCCGUGCUACGGACCCAAAUGCGAAGCUCUACAUCAAUGAUUACAAUCUCGACUCCGCCUCCUACUCGAAGACAAGCGGCAUGAUCAGUCACGUCAAGAAAUGGAUUGCUGCCGGUGUCCCAAUCGACGGAAUUGCUCUGAAUGCUCUUGCUACUGCCGGAACCAAGGAGGUUGCUAUCACUGAACUUGAUAUUGCUAAUGCCGGCUCUGGCGACUAUGUUGAUGUUGUCAACGCCUGCUUGAACCAGCCAAAGUGUGUUGGGAUCACUGUUUGGGGAGUCGCUGACCCGGAUUCAUGGCGCUCCAGCUCCAGCCCAUUGCUUUUUGAUGGGAGCUAUAACCCCAAGGCUGCCUACAACGCCAUCGCAGAUGCCCUCUAA
This is a messenger RNA of Penicillium salamii, 936 nucleotides long. Lineage: Eukaryota; Fungi; Ascomycota; Eurotiomycetes; Eurotiales; Aspergillaceae. The record is from the annotation of a GenBank genome assembly.